This is a messenger RNA of Anopheles coluzzii, 903 nucleotides long. RefSeq names its product peroxisomal multifunctional enzyme type 2-like. NCBI's taxonomy places the organism in Eukaryota, Metazoa, Arthropoda, Insecta, Diptera, Culicidae. Gene Ontology annotation, cellular component: cytosol. The coding region runs from base 148 to 483 and encodes 111 amino acids. The record is from RefSeq and is a predicted model, not a curated record. The transcript is spliced from 2 exons.
CACAUGUCGUCCACGUUGCAAUGGGUUGCGUUUAAAUAGGCAGGUCCAUCCGGGACACUCUCAUCAGUUUGGUACUGUCCAUCAGCCCAGCGUGUCCGUCAGCUAUUGUUUAAAAGCCUCAACACCCUCCCCAACAAAAUCUGCAAAAUGGCCCUCAAGUCCGAUCCCGUCUUCGAGCGUAUUGCCAAGCGUCUGGAGAGCAUCGACCCGAACAACCGCCAGGUGCAGCAGGUGUACAAGUUCCGCAUCCAGCAGAACGGCACGGUCGUCAAGACCUGGGUGCUGGACCUGAAGGCGGUCAAGCUGACCGAGGGCGAUGGUCCGGCCGAGGCCACCCUUACCAUGGAGGAUGACAUCAUGUUCGCCCUCGGCACCGGUGCCAUGCCGGCCAAGGAGGCCCUCGCCCAGGACAAGCUGGACGUGGAGGGACAGGUCGAGCUGAUCUUCCUGCUGGAGCCGUUCAUUGCUUCACUCAAGAAGUAAGCCCCGCGCACCAAACGGAGCACCGUCACACGUACCACGCGAACAUCGAAAAUGCCACCCGUCGAUGGGCUUGGAUUAAUUUAUUGCAACAUUCACACACGCAUAUACCAUUACGCACACGCAACCCGCAACCCGUAGGAACAUCUUAGCCGGCUUCCUCACCCCCGCCUGCGGACGGGAUGCAAACAAACUAUCGGUAUUUGUUUUCUGGUUUGAUGCAUCGUCCGGGCAUCACCAACCACCGCCAUAUCAUGCGCGCCCGGCCCUAUUUAUUAACAACCUUCCAUCGUACAUCGCUGGUCUGCGCAACAUUUGCAGACACAUGGUGGUGUACACAACACUGGGCGCACGCACCACCAUCCGCGUUGAUUGCGCCCCGUACCAAAGGAUUAUUAAAUGAUGCUUGAAAACAGAAUCAAA